Molecule: messenger RNA, 939 nt
Organism: Perognathus longimembris pacificus (Pacific pocket mouse)
Lineage: Eukaryota; Metazoa; Chordata; Mammalia; Rodentia; Heteromyidae
Product: olfactory receptor 10AG1-like
Exons: 1
Coding region: 40-939 (299 amino acids)
Biological process (GO): G protein-coupled receptor signaling pathway
Cellular component (GO): membrane
Molecular function (GO): G protein-coupled receptor activity; olfactory receptor activity
Source: RefSeq, a predicted model, not a curated record
GAGACAAUCAAAGCAGAAAAAUCAAAUGCCACUAUAUCCAUGGAAUUUAUUCUCUUGGGUUUCUCCGAUAGACCUGAUCUCCAAUGGAUUCUCUUCGGGAUAUUUUUAUUUUUGUAUUUGACCACUCUGAUGUGCAACAGUGUUAUCAUACUACUAACCAAAGCUGAUGUUGCUCUCCACACGCCCAUGUAUUUUUUCCUUAGCAAUUUUUCAUUUUUGGAAAUCUGUUAUGUCACAGCCACUAUCCCAAGAAUGCUCAUGGACCUUUGUACUCAAAAAGGAAAUAUUUCUUUUUUGGCUUGUGCAGCACAGAUGUUCUUUGUCCUUACCCUGGGAAGCACUGAGUGUCUCCUGCUGACAGCCAUGGCCUAUGACCGCUAUGUGGCCAUCUGUCAACCUCUACUCUACACUCUGAUCAUGAACCACAAUGUCUGCCUGCAGCUGGUGGCUGUGUCCUGGAUCAGUGGGAUUCCAGUCCAAAUUGUGCAAAUAUACCAGAUUUUCUCUUUACCUUUUUGUGGGUCUAAUGAAAUAAAUGACUUCUUUUGUGAUUUCCCCCCAAUCUUCAAGCUUGCUUGUGGCAACACUUUUAACAAUGAGAUAGAAGCCUACUUUAUUGUAGUGCUCUUUGUUGUGGUUCCUUUCUUCUUGAUCAUUGUUUCCUAUGGAAAAAUUAUCUCCAGCAUUCUGAAAAUAGCUUCAGGCAGAGGGAGGGUGAAAGCCUUCUCCACCUGCUCAUCUCACUUGAUAGUUGUGGUCUUAUUCUAUGGAACAGCCAGUAUCACUUAUUUACAUCAGAAAGCAGACCCAUGCAAAGGGAUUGGAAAGCUGCUGUCUCUUUUCUACACCAUUCUUAUCCCAACCUUAAAUCCCAUCAUUUACACUCUGAGGAACAAGGAUAUCAACUCAUCCCUGAGAAAACUCCUGCUAUUAAUAUAA